Ctenocephalides felis (cat flea) is the source of this 980-nucleotide messenger RNA. Its product is annotated as NADH dehydrogenase (ubiquinone) complex I, assembly factor 6-like. The transcript is spliced from 5 exons. The record is from RefSeq and is a predicted model, not a curated record. Gene Ontology annotation, biological process: mitochondrial respiratory chain complex I assembly; biosynthetic process. Gene Ontology annotation, cellular component: mitochondrion. The coding region runs from base 27 to 956 and encodes 309 amino acids. Lineage: Eukaryota; Metazoa; Arthropoda; Insecta; Siphonaptera; Pulicidae.
UUUUAAACUCUUUUUAAAAUCGUGAAAUGUUUCAUAAAUCUGUGAUAAAUAAUAAUAAACGUCUGAUCCUAACCUUAAAACGUCAGAAAAGCAAUGCAGCCAAUUUGCAAAAUUCACCAGCUAAAUAUUGUAUGCAAUGCGUAAGACAAUAUGAUUAUGAGAACUUCUUGUGCACUCUAUUACUUCCAAAUAAUGCUCGGCGCUGCGCAUUUGCAAUUCGAGCAUUUAAUGCGGAAAUUGCACGCGUUCAGAGUAACGUUUCAGACGCCAGAUUGGGCCAAGCCCGGAUAAAAUUUUGGGAAGAGGCAGUUGAUAAUAUGUAUAAAUCAGGAGAGCCCAUACCUGAUAAUCCCAUAGUCUUUGAAGUGAAUGAGGCGGUGAAAAGCCAUAAACUCACAAAAUCAUUUUUAAAAAGACUUUUACAAAGUCGCGAGCUACGUUUAUUGAAAUCUUUCUGUGUGACCACCGAAGAUCUUUUGAAAUAUUCCGAAGAUAGUGUAUCUUGUGUUUACUAUUUAGCUUUGGAAGGAUGUGGAGUGAAGAAUGUUCAUGCAGAUCAUGCUGCUUCACAUCUAGGAAAAGCUCAAGGAAUCGCCAAUAUGUUAAGGUCUCUUGCUAUAACUACUGAGUCUCGAUCAGUAUUUUUACCUCAACAAAUACUCAUGAAGCACGGAUUAUCACAAGAGCAAAUAAUUCGUAAGCAAGAUAGUAAAGGAUCUAGGGACGCUAUCUUUGAAAUUGCAAGCGAGGCUAACUAUCAUUUAGAGAAGGCUCGCGAAUUGACCAAAUCGGUGCCAAAAGAAGCCAGACCAGUUUUAUUACCAGCCGCGGCGAUCGCUAAUUAUUUGGAAAGAUUGCGUCGAGCAGAUUUUAGAGUUUUUGAUGAUUCAUUACGUCAACGUUAUCAUAUGCUACCAAUUGCGAUUUAUUGGAAUAAGUUACGCAGGAAAUAUUAAAUUAUUUUUAGUUUAACUAAGCUA